AUGGUUGUGUUGAGUCGAGUUGGGUCGCCGACGAUGUCAGCGACCGUGGCAGGCAAUCAGCAGCAGUACCCUCACCAGGAGUGGGACAUCAACGACGCAAACAUACCUCUGAUACGGGAGUUCGACGAGUGGUGCGACUGGACGGACGGCCACGUGCGCAAGGUGUACGCGCCGAGCUGCGAGGAGGCCAAGCGUCACGCCUCGGGCUGGGCCAUGCGCAACACCAACAAUCACAACGUCGCCAUUCUCAAAAAGUCGUGCCUUGGCGUGCUCGUCUGCUCGCUCAAGUGCACCCUGCCGGGCGGCGGCAAGGUCCACAUGAGGCCGGCCAUCUGCGACAAGGCGCGCAAGAAGCAGCAGGGCAAGCCCUGCCCGAAUCGCCAGUGCAUGGGCAGGCUGCAGAUACACGCCUGCCGGGGCCACUGCGGCUACCCGGUGACGCACUUCUGGCGCCACUCGGCGGACCACGUGGUCUUCUUCCAGGCCAAGGGCGUGCACGAUCAUCCGCGGCCCGAGGCCAAGUCCACCUCGGAGGCCCGACGGAGCGUCAGCACGGGCAGGCGGGUGCGUAGCAUCGCCUCGAACCUCGACAUCGAGGCCGCUACCACAGACAAGAUCGAGAGACUGAGGGGCACGAAACGACGCAGCUCGGAGAUGUUGGAGAUUCACCAAACGCAGGUGACCAAUCUCGGCGUCAACGAGAAUUCCUCCUUCUCCUGCUCGUGCUCGCCGUUCGAGUGCGUCUGCGGCGCUGGCAAUACCGCAGGCAAUCGUCGCUUGAGCUUUUCCUCGUAUCAAGUUCCUCAGCACUACAAUCAUCAUUCCGACUUGCAUUACGGACAGCCGGCGGAACAUCAGCAGGCGCCAAAUCACCCGGGCCACCAGGCUCACUAUCAGCUGUCGCAGAUCGCGCAGUUACCCGCCAACGAGGCUCCGAAUUACUGGCCCAAUCAGGAGGCAUCGACGAUAGAGCACUCUUCCUUGGGCUACGCCAACGGCCAGGAAUCGUCCUCGGGCUACCUGACGGCCACCGGCUACGCCACCUCCGGUUACAACGACGAUCUGUUCGCGCCCGAGGAAAUAUUCCAGCUGGAUCAGCCGAUCAGAGCCGACUUCGGCAUGGUGGUGGCGGCCAACAACAGCGGCAACAGCAACCACGGCAGCGUCGGCAAUCCAACGACCGCCAGGACGACACCACCGACGUUGCUCGACCUCGGCAGCGGCACCAUCAAGUACGAGGCGCCCGAGUUCGUCGCUCAGACGUGGAAUCAGCUGCUAAGCGAGGACUCGAGCAGCAGCCAAGUGAGCGUCAACCAGCAGCAGCACGACAACAACGACAGCAAGUCACAGACAUUCGGUGCUGCUGCGGCUUACGCGACGCCGUCGGCCAACGCGAGCUUUUGGAACAAUCGAGCGCAGCAACAAGAAAAUUAUCCGAGUAGCGGGGCGGCGGCAAUUUAUGAGCCAAAAUCGAAAACUCAGCUGGUUUCUAGUCAUUCGCCGGUAGCCGAGGUGGCCGCUUAUUCCGCAUACGACGAUUAUCAACAGCAAAUGGUCAAGAGUUACGGCACCUCGCCGACGAGUCAAUCCCCCGAUCAAUCGCCGAUUCAGCAGCAGAGACAGUAUCGUAUAUUGCAAGAAAGAUUGACUUACGGUAUUCAACAGACGCCAACGACUACGACGUCGCUCCUCACUAUCCAAUCGCAAGCGAGUCCGGCAGAGUCGGCUUACUACUAUCAGAGCAAUACGGGCAACGAUCGAUGCCACUACAGCUGCGACGAUGCUGCAGCACGACUUCAACAGCAACAGCAGCAGCAACACCAUCAGGUCAACGUCAACAAUAACAUGACGAGCUAUACCGGUGACGGCCAAACCACGGUCGACUUCGCGCCUUACGUGGAUUACACCCUCGUGGGCAUGCUCUGCAGUCCCGAGGACGAGGAGUCGUCUCAGCAGCAGAAUCAGCAUCAACAUCAGCUGCAGCAGCAGCAACAGAACAUUUUCAUUUGA
Trichogramma pretiosum is the source of this 2010-nucleotide messenger RNA. RefSeq lists its product as uncharacterized. Gene Ontology annotation, biological process: regulation of transcription by RNA polymerase II; gliogenesis. Gene Ontology annotation, molecular function: RNA polymerase II cis-regulatory region sequence-specific DNA binding; DNA-binding transcription activator activity, RNA polymerase II-specific. The record is from RefSeq and is a predicted model, not a curated record. The transcript is spliced from 6 exons. Gene Ontology annotation, cellular component: nucleus. Bases 1 to 2010 code for a protein of 669 amino acids. NCBI's taxonomy places the organism in Eukaryota, Metazoa, Arthropoda, Insecta, Hymenoptera, Trichogrammatidae.